AUGGAUCAGCGGGAGGGCAGCAGGAAGCGUGCGCGGGGAGAGGAGGAGGAGGUGGACUCGCCGCCAGUGAAGAUGACGGCUCUGGCGGCGGCGGCGGCGGCGGCUGAUGCGCUGGCGGAAGCGGCAUUCCAGGAGGCGGCGCCGGCGGUGGUGGAGGGUGGGGAUGGGGAUGGGGAUGGGGAUGCGUGGAAGCCGCCGCCGGGGGUGUUCGACUUCCCUUGGCUGAGUUGCCAUGGCGGCCUGGACGCCCCCGUCACCAGCCCCCUGGUGGAGCUCCGGGAAGUGUUCUUCCGGUCGGCUGUGGACGGGCACGUGGCGGCGGUAGGCGUGCCCGGCGACCGCUUCAUCGCGCCGCCGAGCAACAUGAUGCUGUUCGUCGUCUUGGAGGAGUGGGUCGUCACCGCCGGCGAGGACGAGGUGGACCCCAUGUGGCGCUCCGUGCUCGAGGGGGCCAAUCCCUCCGCGUGA
This is a messenger RNA of Triticum turgidum subsp. durum (durum wheat), 468 nucleotides long. Lineage: Eukaryota; Viridiplantae; Streptophyta; Magnoliopsida; Poales; Poaceae. The record is from the annotation of a GenBank genome assembly.